CUCGACACUGCGCAGGCGCAGACCGGCGGAUGAAGAUGGUGCUCAUCAAGGAAUAUCGUGUGGUGUUGCCCAUUUCUGUUGAAGAGUAUCAAGUGGGCCAGCUGUACUCCGUUGCCGAGGCCAGCAAGAAUGAGACGGGCGGCGGCGAGGGCAUCGAGGUGCUUAAGAACGAACCCUAUGAGGAGGAUGGCGAAAAGGGACAGUUCACACACAAAAUUUACCACCUAAAGAGUAAAGUCCCAGCAUACGUGAGGAUGCUCGCGCCAGAGUCAGCGUUUGUUUUUCAUGAAAAGGCCUGGAAUGCAUACCCCUACUGUCGCACCGUCGUGACGAAUGAAUACAUGAAAGAUGACUUUGAGAUUAAGAUCGAGACGUGGCACAAGCCCGACAUGGGAACAGUAGAAAAUGUGCAUGACCUGGACGAGCAGACGUGGAGAAGCGUGGAGGUGGUUCCCAUAGACAUCGCCAACAAAGAGGAAGUGGCGGCAGGGGACUACAAAGCAGAGGAGGAUCCCUCCCUCUUCCACUCAGUGAAAACCGGAAGAGGCCCCCUCGGCCCCGAGUGGAAGAACGAGCUCAAGACGGAUUGUCCGUACAUGUGCGCGUACAAGCUGGUCUCAGUCAAAUUCCGGUGGUGGGGCUUUCAAACCAGAGUGGAGAACUUCAUCCACAGGCAAGAAAAGCGCAUCUUCACCAAUUUCCACCGCCAGCUGUUCUGCUGGGUGGACAAGUGGGUGGGUCUGACCAUGGAAGACAUCAGGCGCAUGGAGGAGGAGACCCAAAGGGAGCUGGAGGAGCUGCGUAAGACCGGUCCGAUUCGAGGCACCAGUGCUGCUCACGAGCAAUGAGCCAAACCACCCGACCCUGUCUUGAUGAUGUCAUCGGAGACGCGCACCACCUCCACCACCACCACCGCUGCCACCACCAGGAGGAAGUGGCCCUGGUUCCCCGCUGAUGUACAGACCCCUCCCCACUCUGCUCCAACAACAACCUGGUUUUGCAUAUAUAUAAAUAUAUAUACACAUACACAGAGACAACAAAAAAAAGACCUCUUUGCACAGACGUAAUUUGCCUGAUAUGUAAAUGAUACUUGGUGAUUCAGACGGAUGG
Messenger RNA from Hippocampus zosterae (dwarf seahorse), 1110 nucleotides. It is a transcript of the gene pitpnb, whose product is annotated as phosphatidylinositol transfer protein, beta. Gene Ontology annotation, cellular component: cytoplasm. NCBI's taxonomy places the organism in Eukaryota, Metazoa, Chordata, Actinopteri, Syngnathiformes, Syngnathidae. Gene Ontology annotation, biological process: phospholipid transport. The transcript is spliced from 11 exons. Bases 30 to 848 code for a protein of 272 amino acids. Gene Ontology annotation, molecular function: phosphatidylcholine intramembrane carrier activity; phosphatidylinositol binding; phosphatidylcholine binding. The record is from RefSeq and is a predicted model, not a curated record.